AGGAUAUCAACACAAGAGUGGCUUCAUUAUGCAUAGAUUUCCUCUGUGAGAACGUCAACCUGAUUUUUGAGACUUUUUGAAAAAAUUCUUUGUGAACUACAGAGGGUAGAGGUAUCACACCCAACUAUGAAGAUCAGCAUCCUGCUCAUGUUCCUUUGGGGAUUAUCCUGUGCUCUCCCAGUAACCAGGUAUCAAAAUAAUGAAUCUGAGAGUUCUGAAGAAUGGAAGGGUCAUUUGGCUCAGGCACCAACACCACCCUUGGAGAGCAGUGAGUCAUCAGAAGGAAGUAAAGUUAGCUCAGAGGAACAGGCAAAUGAAGACCCCAGUGACAGCACUGAGUCAGAGGAGGGCCUGGGCUCUGAUGAUCAUCAAUACAUUUAUAAGCCAGCUGGUGGCUUCUCCAGGAGCACAGGAAAAGAAGGAGACGAUAAAGAUGAUGAUGAAGAUGACAGUGGAGAUGACACCUUUGGCGACGACGACAGUGGCCCAGGGCCUAAAGACAGACAAGAAGGAGGAAACUCCAGACUGGGAAGUGAUGAGUACUCUGAUGACACCAUACAAUCCAGUGAAGAUGGUGCCCCACAAGGGCAAGACAGUGCCCAAGAUAUAACCAGUGAGAGCAGGGAACUUGACAAUGAGGACCAGGUGGACAGCAGGCCUGAGGGAGGUGACCCCACUCAAGAGAGUGAGAGUGAAGAGCACUGGGUGGGAGGUGGCAGUGAUGGGGAGAGCAGCCAUGGAGACGGCUUCGAGUUGGACGAUGAGGGAAUGCAGAGUGAUGACCCAGACAGCAUCAGGAGAGAAAGGGAAAACUCCAGAAUGAACAAUGCAGGCAUGAAAUCAAAAGAAUCUGGAGAAAACAGUGAGCAAGCAAACACUCAAGAUUCAGGUGAAAGCCAAUUGCUGGAGCAUCCCAGUAGGAAAAUUUUUAGGAAGUCUCACAUCUCAGAGGAAGAUGACAGAGGCGAGCUUGAUGACAACAACACAAUGGAAGAAGUCAAGAGUGACUCUACAGAAAACAGCAACUCCAGAGACACUGGCCUCAGCCAACCCAGGAGAGACGGCAAAGGUGACUCUCAAGAAGACAGCAAGGAGAAUCUGUCCCAGGAAGAGAGCCAAAAUGUAGAUGGUCCCAGCAGUGAGUCCAGCCAAGAGGUCAACCUGUCGUCUCAAGAGAACAGCAGUGAGUCUCAGGAAGAGGUGGUGAGUGAGUCCAGGGGAGAUAACCCCGACCCCCCAACUAGUCAUGUAGAAGACCAGGAAGACAGUGACUCCAGCGAGGAGGACAGCUCGCACACACUCUCCCACUCAAAAAGUGAAUCCAGAGAGGAGCAAGCAGACAGCGAAUCCAGUGAGAGCCUCAGCUCCUCGGAGGAAAGCCCGGAGUCCCCCGAGGAUGAGAACAGCUCUAGCCAGGAGGGCCUCCAGUCUCACAGCACCUCAGCAGAGAGUCAGAGCGAGGAAAGCCAUUCUGAGGAAGACGACAGUGACUCUCAAGACAGCAGCAGAUCCAAAGAAGACAGUAACUCCACGGAGAGCAAAUCAAGCAGUGAGGAAGACGGCCAGUUGAAAAACAUUGAGAUAGAGAGCCGGAAAUUAACAGUUGAUGUCUAUCACAACAAACCCAUUGGGGAACAAGAUGACAAUGACUGCCAAGACGGCUAUUAGCAUCAGCUGUCCUAAGAAGCAGCUGUCACAUAAAGGAGUCUUAGGGGCUUGAAAGUGUAUCAUGAUAACCAUAAUUUAUUGUGUUUUGAUCAAAAGAAUAACCAGAUGCCAUUUUUUUCCUGAAAGGAAUUGCUGGACAUUACACUUGUUUCUAGGGUGUCAUCAUUUCAUAGAGGUUUAAAUACUGUGGAGUGACACCAGAACACAUCCAAAGAGGCUAGAAGCAAGAAAGGAUCUGCACGAUAACUUUGCAGCUGAGAUAGUUGCUAACUCAUCAACCUAACAAACAAAGCUACUGGGUGUCCAUGAUGUACCAGGCACUAUGUUAGAUGUUGAGAAUGUAAAGCAGGUUAAGACUUGUUUCUUGCUCCUGAGGAGCGUAUAGAAGGAUCCACAAAGCUACAGAAUUAAAGAUGGAUAUGUAUAAGAGAAACAAGAAUUGUUACAACCCAGUAUGGUGAGUGCCAAGACAGAGCUAUGAACACAAUAUCUGUCUGGGAGCACUGAGAAGGGUGACCAAUGCAUUGGAGAACGAGGGAGGGCUUCACAGCAGAAGACACUGGAGUUGGAAGGUUGCAUAGGGCUUCCUCAUUGGAGACUGGGGAAUUCUAUUCUUGGGAUAAAUAAUAGUAAAUUCCAUAGGAUUAAAUACUUAGUUUGCAAAAGCACUUUGAAAUUAUGGCACAGUGAGUUGUUUUGGAUAAGAAAAUCUUUUUCUCCCAAUUAAUUUACCAAUUCACCAUUUUUUUUUUGUAGAACUCCCAUAAACAUCACCUUACUGAUCACUGGUGAUGAUAAGAAGGAUUGGGUCGGGAAGAGUGGGAGAAAGAAAUUCCUCUUUACAUAGAUACUUUUUAGCUUUAUUUUUUCUAAAAUCAGUUUGUGUGCAAUGCUAGAAAAAAACUGUUCUCUGAGUCCUUUACAGAGAAAAAGUCUGUAUAUAAGAUUCAAUUGAUUUUUGCCAAAUACCAUUUGAAAUAUUACCUCAACAUAAAAUACUUGUUUUGUAAUAAAGAUUAUAAUACCCAGAA
Molecule: messenger RNA, 2699 nt
Organism: Nomascus leucogenys (northern white-cheeked gibbon)
Lineage: Eukaryota; Metazoa; Chordata; Mammalia; Primates; Hylobatidae
Gene: DMP1
Product: dentin matrix acidic phosphoprotein 1
Biological process (GO): ossification; extracellular matrix organization
Cellular component (GO): extracellular matrix
Molecular function (GO): extracellular matrix binding
Source: RefSeq, a predicted model, not a curated record